AUGUCUUGGCUGUUGAGGACGGGUUUGAGGCCAAUGAGCGGUGUGUUGUCGUGGAUGGAACCGAUACAAGUGAUGAGUUGUCGGCAUAACGUUCGCUGGCAUUUCGAGAAACCCAAUGAAGUGAAACGGAUCCGAACCCAUGGAUGGCUGAAGAGGAUCUCUACUCCAAAGGGACGUCAGAUUAUAAUGAGACGCAUCCUUAAAGGCAAACAAGUCUUAAGCCAUUGA
Molecule: messenger RNA, 228 nt
Organism: Medioppia subpectinata
Lineage: Eukaryota; Metazoa; Arthropoda; Arachnida; Sarcoptiformes; Oppiidae
Source: the annotation of a GenBank genome assembly